ACCGCCGGCAGCCAUGGCAUCUGAGGAGGCCUCGCUGCGGGCUCUGGAGAGCCUGAUGACAGAGUUCUUCCACAACUGCACCACCAACGAGCGCAAGCGGGAGAUAGAGGAGCUUUUAAAUAACUUUGCCCAGCAGAUUGGAGCCUGGAGAUUCUGCCUCUAUUUCCUGUCCAGUACCAGGAAUGACUAUGUGAUGAUGUACAGCCUGACUGUGUUUGAGAACCUGAUCAAUAAGAUGUGGCUUGGGGUCCCCUCUCAAGACAAGAUUGAGAUCCGCAGCUGCCUGCCCAAGCUGCUCCUGGCUCACCACAAAACUCUGCCUUACUUCAUCAGGAACAAGCUCUGCAAGGUCAUUGUGGACAUCGGGCGCCAGGACUGGCCCAUGUUCUACCACGACUUCUUCACCAACAUCCUGCAGUUAAUCCAGUCUCCUGUCACCACUCCUCUGGGGCUGGUCAUGCUGAAGACCACAUCUGAGGAGCUGGCGUGCCCACGGGAGGACCUCUGCGUGGCCAGGAAGGAGGAACUGCGCAAGCUGCUGCUGGAGCAGGUGCAGACAGUGCUGGGGCUGCUCACAGGUAUCUUGGAGACCAUCUGGGACAAACACAGUGUUACUGCUGCCACUCCACCACCAUCCCCGACCUCAGGAGAAAGUGGUGACCUCCUGAGCAGCCUGCUGCAGAGCCCCAGCACAGCCAAGCUGCUGAGCCAGCCCAUCCCCGUCCUGGACACGGAGAGCGAGUCGGUGUGCUCACUGGCGCUGGAGUGCCUGGCACACCUCUUCAGCUGGAUCCCCCUGUCCAGCAGCAUCACCCCCUCGCUGCUCACCACCAUCUUCCACUUCGCGCGGUUCGGCUGUGCCGCGCGGGGCCGCAAGCUCUGCGCCCUCAACGGCAGCAGCCCCGCGGUGCCCCCUGGGCCCGAGCGCGGCCGCCUGGGCGUGCUGGCCAUGGCCUGCAUCAACGAGCUGAUGGCCAAGAACUGCGUGCCCCUCGAGUUCGAGGAGUACCUGCUCCGCAUGUUCCAGCAGACCUUCUACCUGCUGCAGAAGAUCACCAGGGAGCACAAUGCGCACACAGUGAAGAGCCGGCUGGAGGAGCUGGACGAGAGGUGA
Indicator indicator is the source of this 1114-nucleotide messenger RNA. It is a transcript of the gene XPO6, whose product is annotated as exportin 6. The record is from RefSeq and is a predicted model, not a curated record. NCBI's taxonomy places the organism in Eukaryota, Metazoa, Chordata, Aves, Piciformes, Indicatoridae. Gene Ontology annotation, molecular function: nuclear export signal receptor activity; small GTPase binding. Gene Ontology annotation, biological process: protein export from nucleus. The transcript has 7 exons. Bases 14 to 1114 code for a protein of 366 amino acids.